AUGGCAGAUUUAAAUACAUAUUUAAAUCAGAUAAAUGAUUGUGUAACAAAAGAACAUGGAAAAGUUUUUGCAGAAUUGAUAUCUCUGAGUGAAGUCAUCACGAUCACUACUUAUCAACAACAGAAACAAAGCUUUUCAAAUAAGAUACAAGAGACAAAGUACAAUAGCAAGCUAUUACAAUUGAAAAAGAUCGAUCAGAUCGUUAGGAAAACAGCAGAUUUAGAUUCUCUCUUGCAAAACAAAAUACAUCCACAUGGAACAAACGAAACACAACGAGAAUCCUAUUGUGAUAUGAUUGCAUCACGUCUACGUGCAAUCACCUCAAUAUUCGAUUCAAACUAUGACGAUGCAUUUAAUUAUCUAUCUGAAUCAAUAACUGCAUUUAUAAAAGUAUUUGAAGUAUGGUCAUCACAGGCGAUGUGGAAAUUCACUUAUGAUAUUAGAAUAAUGGCAAAGCUGGCGAAUACAGUGGAGAGUGCAGAGAAGAAAGCGGACUACUACGAAGAGGCAUCGAGAAUAUUGAAUCGUUGUUUCCAGGCGUCGAGUACCGAUCGUACCACCGAUCUGUCGCAGUCCAAGAAGAAGGCGGCAAUGGGUAUCGUCAACCAGAUGUUCCACAUCUACUUUAAGCUGAACAACUUGAAACUCUGUAAGAACGUAAUCAAAGCCAUGGAGAGUCCACUCUACCCUGCACUAGAAUCAUAUCCACUCGGACAGUUGAUCACCUAUCGAUUCUUUGUCGGUAGACUCGCUGCAUUCGACGGUAACACACAAAAAGCUCAGCAAGAUCUACUGUUCUCUUUCAACAAGUGUCCUAGCACUGGAUCUUCUGCUAAAAACAAAAGAUUGAUAUUAUUAUAUUUAAUUCCAAUGCAACUAUCACUUUGUCGAUUCCCAAAGAAAGAGUUAUUAUUACAAUAUGGAUUGAAUCAAUUCGUUGGUAUAGUAGAGGCAAUGAAGACAGGAAACAUCAAACUAUUCAAUCAAUGUCUAUCGACCAAUCAAAACUAUUUCAUUCAAAAGGGAAUCUAUUUGAUUUUAGAAAAACUAAAGAAUAUUGUAUAUAGAAAUCUUUUCAAGAAAAUAUAUCUUUUAAAUCAUAAUUCUCGUGUACCCAUUCAAAACUUUGUUAUUGCACUUAAAUGGGCAGAGAAUGACACAGUUGACAUCGACGAAGCAGAAUGUAUCAUCUCGAAUCUCAUCUACAACGGUUACAUCAAAGGAUAUGUAUGUCAUAAAGUUGGUCUUAUUCUAAGUCCAAAAGAUCCAUUCCCUCAAAUUUGGAAAUCAUAA
Molecule: messenger RNA, 1293 nt
Organism: Heterostelium album PN500
Lineage: Eukaryota; Evosea; Eumycetozoa; Acytosteliales; Acytosteliaceae
Product: proteasome component region PCI domain-containing protein
Exons: 4
Coding region: 1-1293 (430 amino acids)
Biological process (GO): transcription elongation by RNA polymerase II; poly(A)+ mRNA export from nucleus; post-transcriptional tethering of RNA polymerase II gene DNA at nuclear periphery
Cellular component (GO): transcription export complex 2
Molecular function (GO): double-stranded DNA binding; RNA binding
Source: RefSeq, a predicted model, not a curated record